Messenger RNA from Petromyzon marinus (sea lamprey), 4855 nucleotides. RefSeq lists its product as uncharacterized. Lineage: Eukaryota; Metazoa; Chordata; Hyperoartia; Petromyzontiformes; Petromyzontidae. The record is from RefSeq and is a predicted model, not a curated record.
GCUGUGUGCACACGCUGGGCGCCACUUUGCGCUCGAGUCGAGUUCGCCAGCAGCCUGCGGAGCUGCGAGCCUCGGCGAGCGCCUCCAUCCAGCCGGGGCAGCAGCCGCAGCAGCAGCAGCCGCUGUUGCUGUGGAGCCGGACGUGAUGGCGGCGAGUGCUCCAUGCCGUGAGCCGCCAGCAUGGCUCAGCAGCAUCUUCCCGUAUGGCGUCACCAUUCCCGCGCCUCCUCCUCCUCACAACCUCCUCUCCUUUCAUACGCCUCCCCGCUUCAGCAACACCACGUGGACAGAUACCGCAGCAUCCUACAGCGCAAGAUUCUGGCAUUCCGACUUUGCAAAGUUCGUGCAGAAAUUCGGGCCAUCCGUGAGGCUGCCGCCAAGCGUAGUGGUGGAGGGAGUCGUGCAUCCUGGUGGGCAGAACCUCCUCAAGUCAAAGCCGUGGCAGUACCGCAGCGCACCGUUCGCGACGGUGAACAGCGGCUCGGUGGCAUCUCCCAGCCAAUGGAUGUACCAGCCAAAAAAUGCUCCUUAUUGGCAAGUCACUGCAGCUAUGCUCGCACAGAACAAUGCCGGCAUCUGCGAGACUGCGUCCAACAUUGGUUCGUUAAACCAAACGGGAAUGGAAAGGGCAGCCCGGCAGGGGCAGGCGAGAGGCACCGAGGUGGGUGGCAGCGCGCCCUUAGCCCAGGUGCAAUCGGACGAGUUGGAGGUUCACUUCUCGGGGCGCGGGCGUGGGUACGGGUGUGGGCGCGGACGCGGACGCGGACGUGGAGCCGCGGCGCCGGCCACCGUGCAAGUCAGCGGGCGCGGCAAUUCGCGCGGAGAGAAGCGGCCGCUGCCAAGGAAAGAACCCGAACGGGGCCAGCACGCCGACCCUUCCACGGCGCCGUGCAUCUCCAGGCACGGACACAGCUGCUGCUCCAGGCUUACUCACUACAACAGGUUUGACGAGCACUGGCAGCCCGCUUGGCACAAAGAACAAAUCCCAAUUAUUACCGCCGUCUUCAGCCUCGCUCCUGACCCACUUCAUUCCGAAGCCCCCAGCACAACGAGGAGGAGAAGCACUCACGACGAAACCGAUAAACCAGCGCCACAGCCCCACGAUGGGAAUUCCGUCCUUCCUGUGGCCGUCAAAUGCGAAAGCCCCGCUGGCUGUUGCAGCGGGAAAGUAACAAUGGAAGUCAAUAUGAACGCAGCUUCUGAAACUACCACCUCUUCCGUGCCAUUUUUACUGCCAGAAAUUAAAAAAGAACCUUUAGCAGAAGUAGGCGUUUGUGUCCAAGCUGCAGAUGCAGACGCCCAGACAGACGCUGAGCAUUCAUCAAAUGAGCGAGACGUAGGGCCCGGUGCCGUGCCGUCAACCCGGUACAAACUCGAACCUCUGAGCGUAACUUUGCCCUUUGGCGCCGUUCCUUCGCGGGCACAAGUAAAGGAGCUCGCAAUGGAUUUGGAAUCGCGACGUCUGCCCACCCCAAGUGUUCAUGAGAGUCAACAGCUGUGUGCAGUAGAAGAAACCCCAGGGAACGCUUCUGUCGGUCGGAUUGAGAGUAAAGACUCGGAAUCAGUUUAUGCUCGAUAUGCGGAGGGAGAGACGACACCGCGCGAUUGUGAGACGCACAUCGAGGCAGCAGCUGUGAUUGUGGGAGUGGCUCGGCCUGGGAGCAACGAGUUUGGUGCCGAGCAUGGACAGCCGGCCUUGCACGAGGGAGACGCUGGUGCCUCCUGGCCUGAAAAGGACACGGCUGGUGUCGCGAUGCUGGUGGCGCACUCUGCCCGGGUGGAGGAUCUUGCCAGUGUCUCGAUGCCAGUGGCGCAUUCCACCUGGGUGGAGGACACGGCCGGUGUCGCAAUGCCGGUGGCACAUUCCGGCCAGGUGGAGGACAUUGCCAGUGUCUCGAUGCCAGUGGUGUGUUCCGCCCGGGUGGAGGACACAACCAGUGUCCCGAUACCGGUGGCUCGCUCCGCCCCAGUCAAGGACACAGCCGGAGUGGGAGCCAAAGAAGCGGGUACCUGCUGCUCAUUUGAUUCUAGUGAGGAAUCUGCAGCAGAAGAAUUCGCGACCCCACAGUCUGCACCGGCCAUGAGCGGAACCUGCACAUUUCAGCCAGAUGAUGACAUAGACCUGCCCAAGGUUACAGAAGUCCCCGGGUCUGUAUGUACCGUGAGCCGCCCGGGUCUUGGCUCUCGCUACAUCAGCAAGGAGAAGGCAGACCUGGCAGCGAUGGAAAGCACGACGCCCAGUUUGGGUGAACACACGGCCACUGUGACCUCAGUUCCUCAAGAAACGAGCGCUGCACACAAGACCUGCAACUUUCAUUCUGCCAAGAUGACUCCGCCGACUAAGAAUCCUAAAAACAAAGUGUCGAAGAUCACCGUGAAUGGGUUCUGUGUAUCAGAGUUUGGUGGGAUUACCGCAACCAGAAUUGAAAAUCUCUUCACUUUGUUGUCAUUGCACAUGGAACUCAUGAACAUUGCAGAUGGUGUAACGGAUGCCCACAAAGAUGCUCUGUCCCAGGCAGAGUGGACGAGACACAAGGAGGAGGCGGCCAUGCUCAACCAUCCGCGUGUCCGCCGAGCAGUGGAGCGCGUCGUCCGGGCCCUGGUGGGAAUGGAAUCAGAGUCCUCGUGCCCGUUCCCAUUCGUGCUGCGCCAUGGCAGGACCUUCGUGCCUCUCGCCGCCCUCCGGGAGACGAUGGUCAUGGAGCUGUCGAGGCACGAGCUGGUGGGUGUGCUGGCGCGCUGCGCCGUGCCACAACGGCCAUCCACUCUGACAGAGGAGGGUGUGUUGCGGUGCGCGCCAUGGCUCCGGCGUGGUUGCUUCACGCUGCUACGCAUGGCCCAGCUGCGCUACGUCUAUCCACACCUCUUCCACACCGCCUGGAGGGUGCGACGCAGGAUGGGGGGCGGGAGGAAUUUUCCAUGGACAACAUGCAAAGUGUGGCUGGAGUGCGAAAGAGGAGCCCCAGUAACCCUGGAGUACAACAAGCUCGGCUCCCGCAUCUCCACGGGCAGCGCCACCUCCACCUCCCAGGAAGUGCGCCAGAGUCAUGGCACUGUGGCCACCCGGGGACGUCCACGCGGGAGACGGUCUGCGGGCCCCACCGCUACCGGCACCAGAAAGAUCCCCGCUCGUGGUGCCAUGUCCACACAGCCUCCGAAGACGCCGCAUGACGCCAGUGGCGCCGAUCACUUGCGCCCCUCAGCCCCCCCAGUCGCUCACCUGCCCGGGCCCGUGGCUCCUCGGCGGGACGGCUCGACACAUGCCCCGGCAAGGCUGGGGAGUGAACGCCGCGCUGGGGACGAUUGCUGGGCGCGUCCUUCCGUCGUGCUGCCAACGGGCGCCGCUUUUCCCACAGCGUCCCCAGCGUCUCCGGAUCCACGGCGCGGGGAGAAUGCAGCGAGGCGCGCAUGGUGGAUGGAGGGAAAACGUGCAUGUGCCCGGCACAACAUUUUCUCGUUCCCGAUGGUGAGCAUCAAGUGCCUUGAUGCCUCCGCAGCAUGGCGCGGAGGGAGUGGCGCUGCUCUUGCCUGGCCACCGGCAGAACCGGCCACGGGCCCACAGCCUCCACGCAAGAGGCAGGGCCAGCACUCCCCUUCCAGGCAGUUCAAGAAAGGAAAAUUAGAAUGAUUGUCAGGGAUCGUGCAUUGGUGUAGUUGUUUCUGCCAUGGUGACUUGCCAUUGCCAGGGUGGUUGUAGUCUGUGCACGAUGCACUGACACAUGACGGUAUUCCGAUUGCACAGUGAAAAGUACGCAAUGCUAGAGGGUUAGAGGUCACCGGAUUCAAAGCUUUAAAGCACAACGCCCCACAAGACUCACGUGACUUGCACGUUCCCGCACAGUACACCCAGCAUCGAUGCACAUUGUGCUCGCUGUGCGCUCCGCACGUUCUCCUUGCGCCUUCUGGAAAAAAAGUGUUAGCUCGUAGGCCACCCCUCGGUGAUGCACAUUGCUGUGUUGGUAUACAAAGCACGAAGGGCUUGGCACGAGGGUCAGCAUUCUGGUUCGUGCCAACUGAACAGGGCAAUAUACACUUGCAGCUACACUGGGGAGGCAGCCAGUGGGGUUUGUCAAAACUGUCACCAUUGUGUUCUGAAGCACUGAAGUUAUUUGCUGUGUUAUUUGUUGUGUUGCAGUAGCGUUGCUUUAUAUGUGUAUUGUACAAAGAAUGGGACUUUGGACCAGAUGCAAUGUGCUCAAAUUCUGUAGACUCUGUGACACUGUGACUUAUGAAUCAAUGCCCAAACCAUAACUGGUGUGGAAUUAGGUAUUAUUCGCCUUCAUGGUGAUUCAUUACAGCGUGAAGUCUGUUGUAAUAUGAAAGGUGCACAGUUACCGCUUUUGAAAUAACUUGUGAAUAUUUGAGUAAGUAUUUAAAAAAGUAUUUAAUCAGUGCUUUUUUUGGCUGAAGUCUGCCUGCCAUGCGGACGUGUGGGAGGGUGCACCGGACAUUAUCCGCGGUGAGAAAUCGCCUGCUUGCCCACUCAACGUUUUUCUACUUAUCCAUGCUGGCCACCUGGCCCAUAGUAACCUCACUACCACCAUUGGUAAAAGUGUUCCACAGACCGGGCAGCUUUAUAUUCACCUAAAAGACAAAUGGAGCUCUGCUCAGGUGAAUAAGUUGCUCUAAUGUUGAUGCCCUUGCAGUGUUGGUGAAAUGCACCGGAGCGCUCUCACCGGCAGUCUACCAGUAGCUUCCAUAUCACAACCCGAUGUUUACAUUCUGUGCAAUUGCAUUGGUUUUUUUAUAAAUUGUUUCAGUCUUUCACAAUUAAAACACGCACUGAUUAAACAAAACUUCACAUUUUUGCAGAUAUUCACUACCUCUUUCAUUGUGUUUUAUAUAUUUUAAUAAA